AUGGCAGACGACAAAGAGGCUACAAUGCCGGAUCUUCAGAUUGCUCUAGAGCACGAAAAGUACCAGGCUGGAGAUAUUAUUGCCUCGCGAACCCAAAACAGCAGCCACGAUGUUGCAGCGCAGUUCCUUGCUCACUUGGACCCAGCCAUCGCCGCGGAGCCCAUCUCCGUGGGCGAGGCGCGGCGUGUGCUAUGGAAGAUCGAUCUCAUUCUCAUCCCACUCAUCAUGGUGACGGUGGUCCUGGCUGCCAUUGACAAAGUCAUUAUUUCCAAUGCAGCCAUCUAUGGGAUGACGAAGGAUACCCAUUUGAUCGGCAAUCAAUACUCAUGGGUGGGCUCGAUCUUCUACUUCGGCUACCUGACGUUUGAGUAUCCUGCCGCACUUCUCAUUCAACGGCUUCCAGUCGCCAAGCUCUAUGUGGGAAUGGUGGCAGGAUGGGCUGUGCUGAUGCUCUGCACAGCGGCAACGCAGAACUUUGCGGGUUUAGCCACCGUACGAUUCUUGAUGGGGAUGCUGGAAGCCUCUGUGUUUCCAAUCUCCAGUAUUUUGACGGUGAUGUGGUGGAAGACAAGUGAGCAGCCGCUCCGAGUUGCCUUCUGGUUUAAUCAGCUGUCGUCUGUAUUCUCGGGCCUGGUGAGCUACGGCAUUGGCCAUACAAACACAGUCUUGGCUCCCUGGCGACUUCUGUUCCUGGUGCUAGGAGGAUUCUCCCUCCUCUGGGCAGCAGUUCUUUACUUCUUUUUGCCGGACUCUCCCGUGCAGUGUUGGUACUUCUCUGAUCGCGAGAAGUUUGUCUGCCUCGAGCGCGUCAAGGAUAACAAUACCGGUAUGGAAGACAAGACUAUCAAGUGGUAUCAAGUGCGCGAGUGCUUGCUUGAUCCCAAAACAUGGCUACUUGCAUUGUUCUCCCUGGCACAGAACAUUCCGAAUGGUGGCUUGGUGACCUUCUCCGCCAUCAUAGUGACAGGGCUGGGGUAUUCUCGGCUCAUUACUACAGUGCUAGGAAUUCCAACGGGUGUUUUAGCAACCGUCUGGCAAAUCAUGCUCGGAUUUCUCGCGGCCAACAUGCGCAAUUCUCGAUGUGCCAUUAUUGCUAUCGCUAACCUGGUGCCAAUGGUUUGUGCCAUCCUAAUGUGGAAAUUGCCGCGCGAGAACCAGCAUGGGCUGCUGGCUUCGUACUACGUCUUCUACACCUACUGGGCACCAUAUGUGCUAUCGACCUCACUGCCGAUGGCCAACACUAGCGGGCAUUCCAAGAAACUGACCAUGAACGCCAUCUUCUUCUUGGCUUACUGCGUUGGCAACAUUAUUGGCCCACAAGUCUUCCGUGCCGAGGAUGCCCCCUCAUAUUCGCGAGGCUACGAGGGCCUCCUGGCCUGUCUUGUUGUGGCGAUUGCUUCUAUCAUUGCCUAUGGAGUGCUCUGCCGCUGGGAGAAUCACAAUCGCGAUAAGAAGGAGGGUCCACAGCUGGAUGUGGUGCCAUCCGAGGCUGCUGCGUUUUCCGACUUGACUGAUCGCGAGAAGCGAGCGUUUAGAUAUACGUACUAG
Molecule: messenger RNA, 1548 nt
Organism: Penicillium canariense
Lineage: Eukaryota; Fungi; Ascomycota; Eurotiomycetes; Eurotiales; Aspergillaceae
Exons: 1
Coding region: 1-1548 (515 amino acids)
Biological process (GO): transmembrane transport
Cellular component (GO): membrane
Molecular function (GO): transmembrane transporter activity
Source: RefSeq, a predicted model, not a curated record